CAUUCAACAAAAUAAUUCCAUAUGUUUCAACGAUUACAAAUACCAACUUUAUAACUCUUGAAACGUAGUAAUAACGAAGGAUAAAAUCAUUACAGAUAGUUUCAUCCGUAAUUUACGCUUAAAUUACACGUUGCGAGAGACAGUAAAUGUCUGAAUAUUUUUUUCAACGACAGUUAAGUGCUUUAAAUCACUUCGUAAGUAAUACAAUUUUCCUCUUGCUUCAAAAUAUAGAUAAAUUAAAUAAAAAUAGAACCAAUAUAGUCUGCAGACUAUAUCAAUUAUUUACACCAUGUUUUCUGAAUCUUUCUCUUCCAUAAAAUUUUUUUAAAAGUAGAGAUGUUAUCGAUACACUUUUUCUCCAAUUAUUCUCAAAAGCGAUUUAAUUUAAUCUUGCGAAAGACAUUUGGUAACGAGGUUGAAAAUCUAGAUCGAAUUAAUUUUUUUCAUUUUAAUAUAUUUAUUCAUGGAUUUUUUUUCUUCUCUUGGCACAGAACUCGUCCAGCACAAACCGCAUAAGAACAGACUAAGGAAUUUUUCAAAGAGAAUCUCGAACGCGGACGUGGAAUUUGAGAAAGAAGAACCUUGGGACUUUUUUCCUCCUCUUUUUCCACGAAAUAAGUUCGCAUUUAGAGCGUACAAGCGCCUUAACGUUUUCGCGCUCGCGCGUCUCACCACUCACCCCGAGCGCCGGUUGUGUGCGUGUCACCCACACCUUCGCGUCAUUUACACGGCCGAUCGAGCCGUUUCCACGCAAAGUGUCUUAACCCAAUUCCCUGCAACCGAUCGCGAGGGGUUGAAAGCGUCCGAUUGGCCGGCGCGCCGCCGUUUAGAGCCGACAACGCGGCCCGAUUGGCCGAGCGCCACCCCACUCCGCUCGGACCCGGCUGACUCAACAGGCCGCCACAUAACGUCAGACUGUCGAACGGCGGGCCACGUGAUCAAAUUUAUAGCGAUUUUUUAAAAUCGGCUUUUGUAUAAAAGGGCCGUCGCCCGGUACAUCCAGCACAAGCUUAUCUACUUUCGAGAAGUAAACGAGCUACUCACUCCCAACCCAAUCAACAUGUUCAAGUUGGCUGUUCUCGCCGCCAUCCUGGCCGUCGCCACCGCCGCUCCCGGCGGUCUGACCGGUAUUAUCGCCGACCAUGCAGUUGGGCCGAUCACCGCUCCCCUGGUUCUCAGCCACGCUGCGCCUCUGGCCGCCGCCCACGUGAUCGCCCAGCCCGUGGCACCCGUCAUCCGCACCGCGCCCAUCGUAACCAAAUCCGUGCUGACCGCCGCGCCCCUGCCCCUCCUCGCCGGCCAUGGCCCGUUGCAUUAGACGUGCACGUUGUUGCUACCAACCGCCGAGUCACGACGAGACAGCCCCCCACCUCAACCCUCCCUGGAAGACAAGUAGACAUAAUACACGCGCGGAGCAUGCAGGCUCCUCUCCUCCCACACCUCCCCCCCUCCAAAACCUCUAAUUCCUCCUAAAUCAUCCCCCUCAAAAAGGAAUAUAUAUAUAUAUGUGUAUGGAGAAGAAGAAAAAAGAAAAGGAAGGAUGAUAAAUUGGAAAAGCGAAGGGAAGGGAAGAUCGAUCGGCUGAGCUGCCGAGGAUGGAACUAGCUAGGGAAGAGCGAGGAGAACGAAGAACGGAACGGAGCUCGAUCUUCGCUGAUAUCUUCCUUUUUCUCGCGCAUCCGCGGGCUGGAGAAUCGAAAAUGGCGAGCCGGCCGCCCUCUUCCCCUCCCCAACGCGGCAUCUUCUUGGCGUCAUCAUUGGUCUAAUCUUGGGACAAAUUCCGCAUCGAUCGAUCGUUACGCAUCAAUCAUCCAGGCCCCCCUCCCCCAACCCCCCUUUGGUCAUAUGGAAUUUUAAUAAAAUUUUAUUUAAAAAAAAUA
Messenger RNA from Apis cerana (Asiatic honeybee), 1880 nucleotides. RefSeq lists its product as uncharacterized. NCBI's taxonomy places the organism in Eukaryota, Metazoa, Arthropoda, Insecta, Hymenoptera, Apidae. The record is from RefSeq and is a predicted model, not a curated record.